Messenger RNA from Paramacrobiotus metropolitanus, 1783 nucleotides. Its product is annotated as hypoxia-inducible factor 1-alpha inhibitor-like. Bases 323 to 1324 code for a protein of 333 amino acids. Gene Ontology annotation, biological process: negative regulation of Notch signaling pathway; peptidyl-aspartic acid hydroxylation. The record is from RefSeq and is a predicted model, not a curated record. NCBI's taxonomy places the organism in Eukaryota, Metazoa, Tardigrada, Eutardigrada, Parachela, Macrobiotidae. The transcript is spliced from 6 exons. Gene Ontology annotation, cellular component: nucleus; cytoplasm. Gene Ontology annotation, molecular function: ankyrin repeat binding; peptidyl-histidine dioxygenase activity; [protein]-asparagine 3-dioxygenase activity.
CAGAAGUGUACACAUGUACCGGCGUAUUACAUCAAUAUUUAAUUAGCAGUGUAUGACUGACUGGCAUUUGAAUUGCGAAAUGUCAGAGUAAAUGAAGGAAAAGUGCUGAUUAUUGCGAUCUGUAUUAACAACGCUCGUAUCCGGAUGAAAAUAUCCCAGUCGAGCAUUUACUGCUGUGCAGAGGAUAUGCCUCACUAAAUAUUUUGAUGCACUACCACUUUCAUUAAGAACUUGCGUUUAUCUGAGUUAAUCUGAGUUUUCCUGAAAUUUAUCAUCAGAUUAAUUACAUUAUUUUUUCCAGUUUUGGGAGGUAUAUCUAAAAAUGAGCAUUGAUACUGUGGACGGAUUAUCCCUGCAGAGUUUCAACGCGCUGGAAACGUCGGAGGAAGUCUUCCGGUGUCAGAAUGCGGAUUUUGUCUGGAUGCAGAAUAUCCGCAAUGAAAUCCCGGUGGUGCUGCAGCAUGCGGCAUUACUGAACUCCGCCUCCAAAUGGUCGCUGGGCUAUCUGUCCGCCAAUAUCCACCGCAAAGUGCUCUUCUCGCUAAAUCUGUCGCAUGGCGACUGCGCUCAGUUAGCCGAUGAGACUAAAAUCCCCAAUCUCCACCGACCGGCGAAAUUCCGCCCGUGUACGAGGAAGAUUUUCCUGAAUUUUGCCGAAGCCCGGGAAAUCUUACUCGGAAGCCGGCUUAUUAAGGAGCGAAUACUGCUGGAUGAACCGCUGCGCGAAGAAUACGGCGCCAACAUUCAAGCGGAUAUGCGGAACUUUGAUUGGCCCUUCCUAAACAGCGUACGGAGUUUCUGCGUAUGGGGCAAUCUGAUUCAAGUCAACCUCGUAAUCGGCACUGAAGGAAGCUGCACGCAGGCAAAAUUCGAAGAGCACCACAUGCUGCUGGCGGUGAUCAGCGGCAGUGUUCGCGUGACACUCUUCAGUCCGGACAAUUAUUCCACGCUUUAUCCCUACCCGAUCUAUCAUCCCUACGAUCGCUACAGUCAGGUGGAUUUCGCCCACCCGGACCUGAUCAAAUACCCCAAUUUCCGGCGCGCCUACGCCGAGCAGGCAACCUUGGGCCCGAAUGAUAUCCUGUUCAUUCCGGCAUUCUGGUGGUACCGGCUUGAUUUCGUGGGCGAAAAGCAGACCGGUUUGACGAUGAGCGUAACCUUUGCAUAUAAAUACGGGUCAGGUAAGAAAGUGCGCUUUCCAUUAUCAGCCGCCCAUAAAGUGGAGAUUAUGCGCAACACCGAGAAGAUGUUGACCCAGAUCGUGAAUAAGCCCCACGAUGUUGGUGAUCUUCUGAAAGCCCUCACCUUGGGCCGCUUCGAUUAAUUUUCGAUUACGAGCUGAUUCUCAAAUUAACCUGACGGAAGCAGACUAAGAGACUGCUCAACCCAUCCAAUGGCGCUUUGUCGAGGAACGGCAUCGCUUGUGUGGGCAGAUGUAAUUCUUUUAACGCUAAAGAAGAUGGAGCGCUGUUGCAGGUGAUACCGCCAAAACGCUUGCGGUUAUUGAUGGAACCGUUCUAGCUGAAUUUUGUGUCUAAACAGAUCAGAUGAAAUAAUACAUAACUUUUUUUCUCUUGUGCACAAAAAAACGACUUUUUAAUAAAGAAAGUCGAACAGACUUUCAGGCAGAUUUUACUGACUGGGGAGUAAGUAAUAAGGAUUAAUAUCGAAUCCGUGCAGAAAUUACAACCUAGGGCUCUAAUGGUAACUCUACAUCUUACAGUAGACCGUAAUAUCAUUUCUCCUUCCGGGCAUACAUAGCCGACUACCAGCCGAAAAGCGC